Molecule: messenger RNA, 2367 nt
Organism: Aegilops tauschii subsp. strangulata
Lineage: Eukaryota; Viridiplantae; Streptophyta; Magnoliopsida; Poales; Poaceae
Source: RefSeq, a predicted model, not a curated record
AUGGUCAAGGACUUGGACUAUCCAAAAAUGGCAAAGAUGGAUUUCUGCGAGGGACCAGUAAUAAUGUACCUCGACUCCCUGCUGCUGCCGACCAACACAAUAGAAAUGCGCAAGAUUGCAAAGACAAUGGACAAGACAUCAUUACUGCGAGCAAACCACCUAAAAGAGAGUGACCUAAAGAAAAUAGCUAGAGCAGACAUAAAAAGGGACGGAAAAGCACGACCAGAUGACUAUGAAUUUGGCAAGAUAAAGGGACACGGCAAGAGAACGCCACUGAAACAUAAAGGCCAACAGCAGCAUGUCGUCAAGAACACCGAGCAAGAGGAUGGAAGCAAUAGAACAAGCAACCCAACAACAGAUGAUGCUCCCUCAAGAGCGUCAACAGGAGCAGUACAAGAGACGAACAGGAUCGGAGGCAGCAAAGACGUAUUAGAAGCACAGCAAAGAGAAGAGGAUGCCCAUGCAAAACAGAAAGUUGAUAUAGAAGAGCUCUUCAGCACAAGAGCAUUUCAGAUGAGCGAUAGAGGGGAGAAAGCCUCAGACACUGCACCUGGUGACACACCCAAGGCUGGUAUACAAAGCAAAGAAAAAGUGGCCGCACAAACGGAUAUCCCAACCACCGGCGCAAAGAUGCAAGAAACAGAGGAGAGCACCAAUAUUCAAGACCAACAAACACAACAACACAAGGGAAUGGAACAAGCAGAAGAUGUUUUUCCAACAACGGACAGCGUAACCGCCGUAGACCAAGCCAGAAAACCUUUGCUGUCCGAGAAAGAAAUAACAGGGAUGCCAAUGUCGACGCAAAAGAUUGAAAAGGUGAAACUCGAUUGUGCGUUCUAUAUGUUCAUGAACACAAAGCACUACACUGAUGGUGGAGAAACAGUGUACCUAACAGAAGAACAAGUCCCGGAGUUGAGGAAGAAAAUUCUCUAUCAAAUAAUCAGCCAAUACAGAGAUACGGCUGCACUAUCAUUAAUCAACUACACCAAAGAUACGCUGAAUUCUGAGGUUGAUAUGAAAGACAGUAAAAUGCAACGAAUACAUUGUGACAUAAUUCAAGAAGAGAUUCCUCCAACUCCCGAGCACAUUGGGACGAGCGCUCAAGAGAUACAAGUUAUUGGCAUUAAUGACACAAGCAGCGAUGAGGAGAAACAAGAUUAUCAUGUGAGCAGCAAGGAUACCACCAAAGCGUCUGAAGAAGCACUCACGGAAGAACAAGCCCAGACAGAUGCUGGUUUACAGAGGGAACAACAAGCGCAGCCAGACACUGAUUUACAAAAGGAAGACGAAUGGAAAGAUCCACCGAUAGAACCAGACAGACCACCCCCAGAUAAAAAGACAGAACAAAUAACAUGCUCUCCUUUAGAAGGUGAUAACAGGACAAAGAGCGUACUAACUCGCCAACAAGAGCUUUCCAAACAAAACAAGAACCCUGUUGACGAAGAUCGCAAACCAGGAAUAUCACCCAAGGUGAAACAUGCACAAGAAGAAAAGAAGCAGAAAGAGAAGGAUUUAACAGAAAAAAUACUUGAACAGAGGAAACGCGAUGCUGCAGUCUCAGUAGAACCGAGCAUCAAAAGCAAUGGCACACAAAAGGAAACACCAACACCUAGGCAGCCUAACGAGCAGGCGCAGUUAGGUCACGACAAGAAAAAGGCAAGGCAUCUUGCAAGACAUAUUCUAGGUUUAAAGGAUAAACGAAAAUCUAUGAAGAACUUCAGAGAUGAUUUCACACGAGAAAAGGAUGUCUUGGUUCCUUUGUUCCUUAAGAAAUGUCAAUCAGAGAAGCUCAAAACGGCAAAAAUGGUAUUCAUGCCAUUUGAAAAGGAAGACCGAUACACACUAUUCAUGCUCGACAGAUAUAUAAGGAAGCUUGAAAUCAUCGAACCUGAAGAAACCUCUCUUGAAGAAUUGAAGAGGCAAGAAUACCUAAAAAAUCAACGUGAUCGACACGUGCAUGAUGGCAAACUAAUUAAGCAGAUUGCUAACAUGGAAAACAACGAAGCCAUCAAAGAAAAGGAGCAUAACAAAUACCACAACCAUAAAGACAAACUGGUUCCCAGGUUUAAAGAAGUAUACAAAAUAUUACUGGGUGAAAAAUUCGAAAAGGAAAAGACUAGAUGGGAUGUUGAAUUUUUACAGGGCGUUCCAAAGGUGAACAAAGGUGAAACCCCGUUUGCUGUUCUAAGGUUCGCGCAUCUCUUUGAUGGCAACCACUUCGUCGAAGAGAUUGAUAAUUUCGACGAUGGCACGGAACAAUGGAAAGCACAACAACUGUGCAAGCUACUAUUUAGCGAUCAGAAUACAAUCGAACCCAGCGAAAUGGGCGAUGAGAUUAGAAAGAUCUACGACGACAUCACGGAAUAA